Molecule: messenger RNA, 1596 nt
Organism: Magallana angulata
Lineage: Eukaryota; Metazoa; Mollusca; Bivalvia; Ostreida; Ostreidae
Product: doublesex- and mab-3-related transcription factor A2-like
Exons: 2
Coding region: 190-1269 (359 amino acids)
Biological process (GO): sex differentiation; regulation of transcription by RNA polymerase II
Cellular component (GO): nucleus
Molecular function (GO): ubiquitin binding; RNA polymerase II cis-regulatory region sequence-specific DNA binding; DNA-binding transcription factor activity, RNA polymerase II-specific
Source: RefSeq, a predicted model, not a curated record
AUAGAACCGGGAGCAGACGACAACCCUCAGAAGACUCGUGUCAGCGAGGGAUCAAUAUCACUUACAGUCCUUAAAGGAAAAAACACAAGAAGGGGGUUUUACAACAACCAACGAAAUCGGCAAACACACAGGGUUUUUUUUAACGUAAGGAAGUCUCUCAAAGAAAAAAACCCAGAAGAAACUUGCAAAAUGAGUUCGGACGAAGAAAAAGGUGAUUCCCAUGGCUCCGUUUUCAUGCGAGCAUCCGAUAGAUACCCACGCACCCCAAAAUGUGCAAGAUGCAGAAACCAUGGAGUGGUGUCCGCCUUGAAAGGUCACAAACGGUACUGUAGAUGGAGGGACUGUGUAUGCGCAAAAUGCACCCUGAUAGCAGAAAGGCAACGCGUGAUGGCGGCUCAGGUGGCGCUCAGAAGACAGCAAGCCCAGGAGGAGAACGAAGCCAGGGAAUUGGGGAUGCUCUAUGGACCUAAUGGUCUCCUCCAGCUGAAUCCUGAAACUAUCACCAUGUUUCCUGAUGCCAAGAAAGUGGUUGAUACAAGCGGGAGUGACAGAGAGGAUGGACCAGCUACAAAACGACAAAAGCUAGACUCUUCCAGAACCGAUUCUCCGGUUUCGCGGUGUUCAUCAGAAGAUAUGAACGAGAGGACGCAUUCACCAGCCGAUUCAACAUCGCCUCCGACAUCUCCAAAACUUGCAGAUCCGCCCUCACCAAGCGAUGACAAACCGGAACCAUUCCCAAAGUCCCCCUUUGAGGAAGGUCUUCUGGCAGGUAACUCUAAAAAGAAUCCCAUAGAAAUGCUUCAAAGGAUUUUCCCACACAUGAAAAGAAGUGUUCUUCAGCUCAUUCUGCAAGGCUGCAAUGGUGAUGUUGUGCAGACGAUAGAACAAGUCUUAAGUAACCACGGCACAGACCAAUCAUCGGCGACAUCUACCUCAUCUAGUUCAUUCAUGCCACAUCCUGGCCUAGUGUCUACCAUGACAAAUUCAUCCCUUAGAUCAGCAUUUUCUCCAAUCUCCACACUUGCUAACGCACAUACAUUAAAUUCGAUGAGGUAUGCAUGGGGAAGUAUGGGUGGAAGAGGACUGCUUGCCAUGCCCUACCCUCCUGUUUUACCGGGGCUAACCCUGGGCGCUGCUUACUCAAAUUACAGUGGUUUGAAUUCAUCUUCAAAUGGCGCCAAACCUUUUCAUUAUGCCAUGUGUCCUUGCUGCACCACGAAACCAUUUCCCUCAUCCAACUCGGAGAAGUCAAGCUGCAUCGCUGAAUAAUGAGAUGACAUAAACUAUCUUCAUGCUGUGGUGAUCGCAUUUAAUUAUUUGAAUAACAUUACACUUUGAUGUAGGAAACACCGAGAUUGUUUCAUAUUGUAUCUGUGCUUUUGGUCGUGGCAUUUGUUGCAAGUCGCUCUAUGUAGAGACGUCUGGACUGAACAAAAGUCGUAAACGUCAGUGCUUAGAACUACACAUUUAUAUUAGCAUAGAUUAAAUUGUAAAUAGUAUUACGAUAUUGUUAAAUUAUUUUCAUCACCUUGUGUAUAUUGUCAUGGUUAUUUCACUGACAUUAUAUGUCAAUAAAUGAAAAGAACAAAAAAAGAA